Molecule: messenger RNA, 1943 nt
Organism: Hippocampus zosterae (dwarf seahorse)
Lineage: Eukaryota; Metazoa; Chordata; Actinopteri; Syngnathiformes; Syngnathidae
Gene: rassf1
Product: Ras association domain family member 1
Exons: 7
Coding region: 563-1597 (344 amino acids)
Biological process (GO): Ras protein signal transduction
Cellular component (GO): nucleus; microtubule cytoskeleton
Source: RefSeq, a predicted model, not a curated record
ACAGACUUUUAAAUUUUUUUCCCUCCGGAAAUUGAAUGUUGUGCAUUUGUUAUUUAAAAUAUGAGAGCGGUGAUUAUUAGCUGCGCUGCAUUUACAUGAAUUGGUUGCUGGAGAUGCUGAAUAUCAGAAGACGAGACGCCGUGUGUUUUCUUCAGGGAUUUGCGACAGAGGGGGAUUCCUCUCUAUAUUGGAUGCCGGAUAGGCAGACGGGAUUAGAAAGUAAUCCCACAUACUCGCAUUGUGCAUGCGCAAAGUGAGGUGAGUGAGUGUCGCGAAAAGGACCGUCUGCGGUGAACUCUUCGACAAAUUGCCUUCUAUCGGUCUCCACUUCAGUCCUCCGGGGAUGAAUUGAUCAAUGAAUCAAGGGCUGGUGGUGACCCAUGCUCCUCCGCAGUACACGAAGCUGGCAACCAAGCCAAACAUUGUACUUUUUUCCACCCAAAUAAACACAUGAAUGUGACGUGCUCAACUACAUUCACUGAGUCCUGAAAUACUGAUGUGGUCUCAAGUUUACGGACGGCGAGAGCUAACUUGACAUGCCCGUGACUGGGUCUGGGGCAGAAUGUCUAAAUGUGAGCUGAUUGAGCUGAAGGAUCUCAGUGUACAUGAUCCCAUCGAGCUGGCGGCCCCUGGGCCACGCGUCGCUCCAAGUCAAGCCAGUCACUUCCACAUCGUCCGUCUAGUUGGGGAUACCGUCAGCAUCGAGGCGGCGUCAGGAGAUGCCGGCGCGGGUCAUGACUUCCAGCCCUAUGGUCACACUCACCUCUCCUGGUGUGACCUGUGUGGAGAAUUCAUCUGGGGUCUGUAUAAGCAGGCGUUACGCUGCACUAAUUGCAGCUACACUUGUCACCAGAGAUGUCGACCGUUCAUCCAGCUGGACUGCAGUGCAGACAGAGGUUUGCCAGCAGGGCAGCCGGAUCCAGUCGAGAUGGACACAAAUGUGGAUGAGCAGACUGACUGGCGCAAACAGGAGUUAAGUGUUGGCGAAGUUCAUCAGAAGGUCAAGGAGUACAAUGCCCAGAUUAACAGCAAUCUCUACAUGGUGGUGAAUAAAGAUGGCUCCUACACUGGUUUCAUUAAAGUCCACUUUCAACUAGUCCGUCCCAUCACCCUGCCACCUUCCCGGAGCCCCACACAGGAGGAGCGCGAGUACAGCCGGCGGCUGACUCGACGGACAUCGUUCUAUCUCCCCAAAGACUCUGCAAAGCACCUGCACAUAAGCUCCCAAACACGGGUACGAGAAGUCAUCGAGGCCUUACUCAAUAAAUUCACAGUUGUGGACAAUCCAGCCAAGUUUGCCCUGUUUGAACGCGCCGACAGACAAAACCACGUGUCCAUGCGGAAACUGAGCGACGACGAGUAUCCCCUCUAUUUGCGCUUGUGUGCAGGACCAAGUGAAAAAGUCUUGAGUCUGGUCCUCAAAGAGAAUGAGACCGGCGACGUGAACUGGGAUGCCUUCAGUUUUCCAGAGCUGUGCAACUUCCUGCGUAUACUACAGCGUGAGGAAGAGGAACAUGUCCGGCAGAUAGUGCGGCGCUACGCUCGCACCAGGGACAUGGUGAAGCAGGCCAUGGCGAGGAUUACUGCUCCUGCUUGACGUUUGGGUGGGGGCAGGGUUGGGGGCGGUUAGUAACAAAGGGAAAUUUAUCAGGCGUGGACAUUUUUGAACAAAGUUUACUAAAAGUGCAGAGACAAUGAAUAUUAAACUUUCAUCUCAUGUUUCUUUGUGAGUAAUGUGAAUCGUUGAACUGGAUUCCAUUUUUUUCUGAGAAUAAUGCUGCUUUGUUUAUAUUAUUUAUAGUUAGUUCAAAACCACAUUUAGUGUGUAAACUUUAUAUUAUUGUAGUUUUGUUUAGGUCAACACACCUCACAACUUGGCACUUUAGAGAACCUGUGGAAAUGCGUGUUUGUGUGUGCGUGUUUAAUAAAUUUAUGAUAUCUAA